Molecule: messenger RNA, 1401 nt
Organism: Annulohypoxylon truncatum
Lineage: Eukaryota; Fungi; Ascomycota; Sordariomycetes; Xylariales; Hypoxylaceae
Product: putative short-chain dehydrogenase
Exons: 6
Coding region: 141-1097 (318 amino acids)
Source: RefSeq, a predicted model, not a curated record
GUCUACCAAUCCUUCUACAUAAGGCUUUAACCCCCGCAUUCCUUUGCGCUCUUCUUUCACUUCUUUCUUCCCAAGCAAUCAAUAUCACCCUUAUUGUUAUCAUCAUAAUUCUAUUAGUCGAGUCCACGCAUUUUCUCACCAUGGCACCAUUCGAUGGCAACACCACAGGCAAGGAGAUUGUCACAGCAUUCAGUAGCAACAUCCAAGGCAAAAAUGUUCUCAUCACCGGUUCCAGCCAUGGAAGCUUAGGUGCUGAGACGGCUAAGAUGUUGGCUUCAGCGAAUCGUCUCAUUCUGGCAGGACGCAAUGAGUCCAAGAUUCGCCCAGUCGUGAAUGAGAUUCGAGAAAUCAACCCAGGUGCCAAAGUGACGUUCGUCCAGGUUGACCUGGCUAGCAAUGAAUCCGUGCGACGAGCAGCUGCAGAAAUCAAUGCUCUCCCGGACUUGGACCGCCUUGACAUUGUCAUUAAUGCAGCUGGAAACAUGGCAGUCAGAACCUUCCAAACCUCUGCAGAUGGCAUUGAGCUCCAAUUUGCGGCUAAUCAUCUUGGCCACUUCCUACUCACAAGCCUGAUUAUGGACAAGAUCCUAGCGUCACCGGCCCCCACUGUCGUAAACCUGACGAGUAUGGGUUAUGAGCUAGGUGAAUGCAACUUUGAGGAUACCAAUUUUGAAGGAGGAAAAACAUACAAUCCUUGGUUGGCCUAUGCUCAAGCAAAAACGGCGAACAUCCUCCAUGCAGUAGGUUUACGCCACAAGUUUGGCAGUAAAGGCCUUGCAGCAUUUGCUGUUCACCCUGGCUAUGUACCGGAUUCUCCACUUCAGGGAAACAACGGCGUGGACAUGGACUUGAUGAUGGAAGGUUAUAAGUUGGCUGUUGCACGCAAUGGUGGCAAAGACGUACCUCCACAGACACCGCGAACACUACAAGAAGGCUGCGCAACUAUCCUCCUUGCAGCACUGGAUCCUACUCUUCGAGAAAAAUCUCCGACGUUGUUCGUGGAAUGCAAUGUCCACCCAGAUAUCAAGGAAUACGCCAUCAACGUCGAUAAUGCAAAGAAACUCUGGGAACUAAGCGAGAAACUAACUCGCCAGUGAUUAUUUAGAUCGCAUUGAGGUCACGUUUGGAUGCUGGUGGUGAUAGAUACAUGGGACUUGGUUGGAAAACGGUUUGACGGUAUUCUUGGCUUCCGCCCCUCCUUCUCUUUAGCAAAUCCAGAACGCCCAGGAAUCAUUAUGAACCUGGCUAUUACUAGAUCGAUCACUUAUUACUCAUUAUAAAAUAAAAUUGCCCAAACCCUACCGGCAAGUACCUCUUACUCGGGGUGCUAGAAGUACCGCUGCUCGUUUAAGCAUCUAGAAAAAUUACCCUCUACCAGUUAAAGAGAUAGCCUAUAAUAAG